CACCACAUUCAACACACACCUGCGACAGUAGCAGAGAUGAACGCGGUACCCCCUGCAGGAAGUGCCCUGGCGGCCAACACCACCACGGGCCCCACCACCCCCAAGAAGGGACCCCCCAAGUUCAAACAGAGGCAGGCCAGGACCUUCAAGAGUAAGGCCCCCAAGCCUGGACAGAAAGGGUUCGGCGACGACAUCCCGGGCAUGGAGGGUCUCGGAACAGACAUCACGGUGGUCUGCCCCUGGGAAGCCUUCGGCGACAUGGAGCUCAGCGACUUGGCCAAAUACGGCAUCAUCUAA
Messenger RNA from Gadus chalcogrammus (walleye pollock), 297 nucleotides. Its product is annotated as retinal rod rhodopsin-sensitive cGMP 3',5'-cyclic phosphodiesterase subunit gamma-like. Gene Ontology annotation, cellular component: photoreceptor outer segment membrane. Gene Ontology annotation, molecular function: 3',5'-cyclic-nucleotide phosphodiesterase activity; cGMP binding. The record is from RefSeq and is a predicted model, not a curated record. The transcript has 3 exons. Gene Ontology annotation, biological process: visual perception; positive regulation of G protein-coupled receptor signaling pathway; positive regulation of epidermal growth factor receptor signaling pathway. Bases 37 to 297 code for a protein of 86 amino acids. NCBI's taxonomy places the organism in Eukaryota, Metazoa, Chordata, Actinopteri, Gadiformes, Gadidae.